UGUAGGCAGUGGUAGACAGACUGUAUAACGUUUGUGGGAAGAGUCAUCAGCAAAAGUGAAAAUUUUCAUUCAUCUUGAGGUCCCGUUUGUCUAAAGCCUAAAUUUCUAUGUUCGGUUGAAUUCGGACAGCAAUUUAAUUUGUCCUCGGAAGAUUUUCUUUUGCCUGUCGUAAAUGUGCAAUAUUUUCCCCUGGCGAUUGUAGUACUGUACACGGUAAUAAGUGGGAGGAUUGCGUGUUGAGGAAAAGUUUCGCCUUCGAACCACUAACCAGCACAAGUGGAGAGGGGUGUGUUGGCUGCAAAAAAGUACAGAAGAAAGAGUUGCAGCUUCCACAUCAGCUGCUGCAUUUGGAUUACCGUAAAGCAAGAAGGUGAAAAAACAAGAAAAACGCAACCCCGAAGAGAAGAAACCUUUGGUGGCAGAAACAGCAGUAACAACAAAGUGUGAGGCAAACUGUGAAGAAGAGUUAGGUAGUUUCUCUUCAUUAAAAAUCUAUUUCUAUAGAUUUUGUAUGUACGAAUGUUGAAAUUUGAAAUCUAAACUGCGUUUUAACACAGAACACACCACCCAUCACCCUGAAAGGACUGUCAUCUGUCUGUCAGCGUCUUAUUAACGAGAGCACCCGACAACCACCGAAUUCCAGCAACACCUAAACAUCAGAAAUCAUAACCAACGUCGCGCACUUUUCCACCGCCGUCACAACAAAUAGCAUAAAGACACAUAACCGCUCCCACCUACCUGUGUACCGAACCGCAUAUUAUAGUAAUCUCGUCGUGUCUCCUUCAAUCCUGAUAAAGAUAAAAGCACAAUCGUACAGCCCACCCCCUGCGGAAGUGUCUCACAGAGAAGAAAGUUUUUCUCAUAGCCGCGUAUGCCGUCGUAGUCCCAGCUGGCAGAAACCGAAAGUACUUGCUGGCUAAGUGGUUGCGACCAAACGCUCAUACGUACGUGCAUAGAUAGAUAGUGCGAACUAUGCUGCAAAUUGUCUGUCGAGUGCUGUAGUAGUCACAAAUCAACAUUAAUAUUCGCGCACUUGCCAACGAGGGGCGAACGCGCGCGCUGGGAAAUCUGCGGCGGAAGUUUAACACCAACAAGAAGCAUCACAGUAGCAAGAAAGCUAUUUGUUCGGCUACACACACAGCCCUCCCGGGCCAGAAGGUUCCCAUCCGCACCGUACCGCUAGACAAACCUCUGUUGCUCUCUCGCACUAACCCGGUUGCGAGUCACUUUGAGUUUUUUCUCAUAUUAUCCGGUAUUAUUUACUUUGUACGUUCUUUUUUCGCUGUGUGUUGUACACAAAACAAAUGUACUACCGUACUGCUUAUACUAGUUCUUAACUGCCGUCGGUGCUUUGCUGCGUUUUACGCCUGCGUUUAAAGUAUUAUUUUGAGGAAACUAAAUCGACCGUAGACUAUAGAGAGAAAUGAAAUUCUAUUUAUUAUUUAUUUAAGUGACACAAAUAUUUUACUUUGUUUGUUCAAAGCAAGGAACUCUAAUUGAUGGUGUCUCUCCUAUCGUUCGUUCGAAAAGGUUGAGCAAAAUCAGUGAUCUGUGUUAAUACAUUCCCCACCUAUUGAUCUGUGUGUGUGCUGUAUGUGUGUUUGUCCGGUAUUCGUCUGCAUUUGGGCCCUACAUCCACGGGAUACAAAUCAUCCCCCAAUCCUUCAUUUAAUGCUACACUGAACACCUGUCCGAUCAAGCCACAGGCUAUUGCAAGUGGCCCAGUUUCCAUCUGCCAAGAUCCUCCGGUUGAAGUAUUUAGCUAGUAUGACAUUGACGGUGUCGGAAACGGACGGCAAUAAUCUUCGCACUAACCACAAUCACCAACCAACGGAUAUGACCGAAUCUCUACCUAGUUCUGAACUUUCUCUGUUAGCAAAACUGGAGGCCGCCAACAAACUGAUCGAGAGCGACUCCAAGAGUCUCAACUCUCUACAGAGUUCCGCUCACAGUCGGAAAAGCUCCGACACAAGUCAGAUUUCGCUCAACUCUGGAGCCUCGUCCGUUGGGGAGGAAGACAUCUGGUCAACAUGGGCUAGCAUUGUAGCCGACUGGGAGGCGGGCCAGAGGCGGAAAACUCCCACCGUAAAGGAACUGGUCCGGAAGGGCAUACCGCAUCAUUUCCGAGCCAUCGUGUGGCAGCUGUUGUGUGGAGCAUCGGAAACAGACAAAAAGCAGUACGCAGAAUAUAUCAAAGCAACGAGCGCGUGCGAGAAGGUGAUCCGAAGGGACAUUGCCCGUACCUAUCCGGAGCAUGAUUUUUUCAAGGAAAAGGACGGCCUUGGCCAGGAGGCGUUGUUCAAUGUGAUGAAGGCAUACUCGCUGCACGAUCGCGAGGUAGGCUACUGCCAAGGAUCGGGAUUCAUCGUCGGGUUGCUGCUGAUGCAGAUGCCAGAGGAGGAUGCCUUCUCCGUGUUGGUUCAAAUCAUGCAACAGUACCGCAUGCGAGACAUGUUCAAACCAUCGAUGGCAGAACUGGGACUCUGCAUGUACCAGCUGGAGAACAUUGUCCAAGAGCAAAUUCCCGAACUGCAUUUGCACUUUCAGUCACAGAGCUUUCAAACUUCGAUGUACGCCUCGAGCUGGUUCCUAACGCUGUAUACGACCGCCCUGAAUCUGACGCUCAGUUGCCGAAUAAUGGAUGUCUUCCUGUCGGAGGGGAUGGAGUUUAUCUUCAAGGUUGCUAUCGCCUUGCUUCUGAUCGGAAAAGAUACACUCCUUUCGUUAGACAUGGAAGCUAUGCUGAAGUACUUCCAGAAGGAGCUUCCUCAGAAGGUGGAGAAUGACAGCGAUGGUCUGUUUAAUCUAGCAUUCCAAGUGAAAAUUAACACUAAGAAGAUGAAGAAAAUGGAAAAAGAAUACGCCGAUUUACGGAAAAAGGAACAGGAGGAAAUGGUAGAGCUGAGGCGAUUACGAAGUGAGAAUCGGCUACUGAAAAAACGCAACGAAUUACUGGAAGCUGAAAGCGCCGAGUUGGCCGAUCGGCUGGUACGCGGUCAGGUAUCACGUGCCGAAGAGGAGGAAACCAGCUACGCCAUACAGUCAGAGCUGUUGGCCCUGCGGCGAGUUCAUCUGGAGGUUUCACACCAGCUUGAAAACGCUAACGAAGAGGUGCGAGCACUUAGUCUACGGCUUCAGGAAAACAACAAUUCCCGCCAGAACUCCUUCGACGAGUUGAUUAUGAAGGAAGAAGCCCUGAAGCAGCGCGACGAAAUGGUAUCUUGCCUGCUGGAGGAACUGGUCAAAGUGCGCCAGAGUCUAGCCGAAAGCGAAGAUGUGAUACGAAACCUAAAGACUAAGAUCCAGGAAUUGGAAGAAGACAAGAAGCGACUUCGAGAAACCACUAUCGACAACUCGGUGGCCCAUCUGCAGGAUGAAUUAAUAGCGAGUAAGUUGCGAGAAGCAGAAGCAAGUCUCUCGCUAAAAGAUCUCAAACAACGUGUGCAGGAGCUGAGCACCCAGUGGCAGCGACAGUUAUCGGAGCAGCGAAACGAAGCGGCACAAAGCAGUGAUUCCGGCGCAAAGAAACUGCUGUUCUGGGAAUCAUCGCGAACGCAGGAUAUGCAAAAGCUGGAAGAGGAACUGAUGACCACUCGGAUACGUGAGAUGGAAACACUGACGGAGUUGAAGGAACUUCGAUUGAAAGUUAUGGAAUUAGAAACGCAAGUUCAGGUUUCGACGAAUCAAUUGCGGCGACAGGAUGAGGAAUCCAAAAAGGUUAAGGAAGAACUGGAGGAGGCGUUGAUUCGCGAAAGAGAGUUAUCCAAUAAAGCGCGUGAACAACAGCAUCGAUAUUCUGAUCUCGAAUCUCGCAUGAAGGAUGAGCUGAUGAAUGUGAAGAUUAAGUUCACUGAGCAAAGUCAAACCGUAGCCGAACUGAAGCAGGAAAUUUCCCGAUUAGAGACAAAGAAUUCGGAAAUGCUUGCAGAAGGUGAGCUUCGCUCCAAUUUAGACGAGUCGGACCGUGUGCGCGAUUUGCAGGAUAAGGUAGCCGAGCUAAAGGCCGAGCUGACAGCGCUCAAAUGCCGCGGAACCCCGCUGAACCUGCGAAUGAUCAAAAGCACUUCGAUUCAAUCGAUCGAUUCGACUAACGAGAUCGAUUUCAGCGAAAUGCAACUCUCCCGAAAGGACAUCGGCGGUGGCGUCGGACUAGGAUUGGUCAGCAGUGUUCCAAUUCCAGCUACUGUCAACACACCGCUAUCAUCGACGUCGUCGACGGCGUCGUCGUGAAGUUUGUUGGUGAUGCUAACGAUGACAGAAGCGACGACUCGCCACGGGCGACACUAAGCUGGCGGUAUACCGCUGAAGGAUUGCUGGAAGAGGCAUUUGCACGUGCACACACCACACACACACACACACAUACCCAUACACACCAACGCAAACGUUUGGAAAUCUAUACAUACGAAAGUCUAUUAUGUGUAUUCUAGUAGAUUGAAGUUUUCCCGGAAGCGAAUAAGGCAGAAUCGUGCUAGCUCUUUUUUAUUUAUAACAGUAACACAAUAUAUAGUAUUUAGAGGUUGUACCGAAGGCAAGAGAUGAGCGAGUACGACUGAUUAACCUAUUACGAGACGCUGUUCUUAUGAUUUAUGUAUGUAUGUAUGUUUGUACGUUUUGUUUUUUUUUAUUUAGAAGAAAAAAAUAUUUAAGUUGCUAAUCAAUAGCCACUAAUCUCUCGGAAAGGAGAAUCAGAUGCUCUAAGCGCUAAAGUGCAAGUCAGACUGGCAGACAGUAAAAAUAGGCAAUCUAUACACACGUUACUAUUAUAUCAAUUAUGUGUUUCGUUUUUUUUGUAUUAGUUUAUUAAUUUUUUCUAUAUUGUACAUUUUUAUUUAGUACCUUUCGAGCAAAAAAAAUUAAAAGAAUCAGAGAAAAGUGAGAGUUUAACUGUCAUAUAUCGUUUGUUGCACAACGGAUGGAAGAUAUUUAGUAUAUUAUUCCUAAAAAAGAUAGUUUAUAUUCCAUAUGUAUACAGCGCAUACCAGCAUCAUGGGUACGGAGCAUGAAGCUUUAUUCUGAAUGAAGCAAUCCACUGGAAAAGAGAGAAAAAAACAACGGAACUGCGCUCAACUGUUUUCUCUAGUAUUUAUCCAUGGGAUAAUGAAAUCAUUAUUUUGGUUUGUCCUUAGUUCGCGCGUACUGAAUGGCGUCGUUUGUUCACUUUUACUGGAUCACAUUUCCACUAUAACCAAAAGAACCGAAAUAUGUAGCGUUCUUUUGAUUUGCAACUGCCACGUAUGACGUAGCUGGGCAAAAGCAACAGCAGGUCAUGUGUUCGCGAAAUUAGCUUUUUAAUUUAAACGAAUAUUAGCUAUAGCUGUCCAGUCCUGACGUAAAUAGCAAAAUCCAUAAUAACGUUCGAAGUUGUGCGUAAUUCCACCAUACUUAACUACCAAGCAGUGUUAGUCGUUCUUAAUUCCCUGUCGCUCUCCGCGCUUAUCUUGUAGAAGUUGAAAGUGUUUUUAUAGAGGAAUUCUAAUCUAUUAAAUCUGGUGUGCGUGAGUCGAAUAAAAUCGGUUAGUCUAAACAUUUUAUGUGAAUCAACAGUAACCACAUGGAAACUGUACCAGGAGUGAGAAACACCUGUUUCUGUAGGGCACUAAUAGAGCCUCGUCGCUUCAAGGAAAGAGCUUUGGCCGUUUCCGCUCCGAGUGAAUCAAUAUAUAACAAAAAAUACCGCGGAUUGGCAAUUUUACAAAAUUAACUAACUCGUUGCCGGUAAAUCUGGCGGAAACGACCAAAUCAUCGUUCGAACAUGCUAACCUCUAGGAACGAAAAACGAAACAAUAGAUUAACCAAUAAAGACGAAUGGUGAUGAUGAUGGAAUAAGGUGCCAAAAAGAUUCAAGUUUGAUUUCAAAGUCAUUUUGAUUCACAUGUACACCGCACAACAUAACACAAACACAAAAUACUUAACUAAUAAAUUUAAAAUGACGGGUUGACGUGUUUCGUUGCCGAAUUUAGAUUGAACUUUGCAGGACAACCCAACAACCUAACGUUUGUUGUUUGAUAUUCGAAAAGAGAAACCAUUUACGUGAUAAUUUUUAUUAGUCGUAAACAAAAGAGUAUUGUUUUGCUGUUUUCCUUAUGAAUAAAACCUAAACGCAUAUACAUAUAUUUACAUACACACAAAGAAUUGAUUGGUUUUAUCUUUCCUGUCUCCAAGCGCAGCGUGAAAGAAAUCGUAAAACAGAAAAAUACUCAGUGCAAACAUACUAACAACAACACGAACGUUUGCUGAUCGUUUUCAAAAUGGUAGAAACUAAUAGGAUUAGAUUGAGUUAUUUGAAACAAGCAAAAACAUAAUCACAAUUACCAAAAUAAUCCAUAGAUUUGCGUAGCUGUAGAUGUACUUAAAACAUUACCUAACCAUGCGACGGAAUAGACAAGUGAAUGCCACAUAACAUUUCCAUUCCAAUCAUGCAUCUUCCACGACAGUGGGAACGAAGAGGAAAAUCACAAUCACACAGGGUCAAAUUUUCUAUAUCAAAAUGUGUAGGAACGCUAGUCGAGCGAAAUUUUAUCAUAAUGCAAGAAGUGAAAACAAACGGAAAACAUUACGCAAAAAAUUCCGAGUUUGAGUUUUUACACAGACACACACACACAUGUUUCCGGAUCGAUGCAAUUAGAAAAGUUCCGAGGAGAAGGUCGAACGAUUUUAACGAUAAAUAGUUCAGGAAAAUGACCAAGUAGACAGAUUUGGGUAGAAAGAUGCGCGAUGAAGAACAAGAAUCGAAAAGCACGCGUCCGUGGGAAGAUUUGAGAACGAGAAAAAAGCAAACAGAAACGAAAACUAGCAACAGAAUAAACACC
Messenger RNA from Sabethes cyaneus, 6809 nucleotides. RefSeq names its product ecotropic viral integration site 5 ortholog (gene Evi5). The transcript has 11 exons. The record is from RefSeq and is a predicted model, not a curated record. NCBI's taxonomy places the organism in Eukaryota, Metazoa, Arthropoda, Insecta, Diptera, Culicidae. Bases 1768 to 4230 code for a protein of 820 amino acids.